CCGAAAGGAAAUGGAGAACUACCAGGUCUGUCGCUGAUCUUGUUUCAUUCAAACGACACAAAAACCAUGUUACACAUUUGCUGAAAGAAGCAAAAUCAGCUUUUCUCACCGAUUUUAUCAGCCAGAAUUCUGAUAACCAAGGCAAGUUAUUUCGUGCUGUGAAAAACCUUCUAGUAGAAACGAAAUCGUUAUGCUGCUCGGAUUAUACGAACAAAUCAGCGCUUGCAAAUGACAUUGGGAAAUACUUUGUGCAAAAAAUCAGCCGAUUGCGCGAAGAGCUUGACCAAGGUUAUAACCCGAAUGAUCAGAGUUAUGUCCUGGAUGACAGUGGUGUAAAUAGUGACUCUACAAUUCCUCCGACUCGUAUUGAAGCCUUUGAGCUGUUAGCCGAGGACCGUGCGUGUGCUCAUUGCGAACUCUAG
Porites evermanni is the source of this 422-nucleotide messenger RNA. Lineage: Eukaryota; Metazoa; Cnidaria; Anthozoa; Scleractinia; Poritidae. The record is from the annotation of a GenBank genome assembly.